Messenger RNA from Prunus dulcis (almond), 1193 nucleotides. Its product is annotated as ethylene-responsive transcription factor ERF027-like. The transcript has a single exon. Gene Ontology annotation, molecular function: DNA-binding transcription factor activity; DNA binding. The record is from RefSeq and is a predicted model, not a curated record. Gene Ontology annotation, biological process: regulation of DNA-templated transcription. Bases 56 to 874 code for a protein of 272 amino acids. NCBI's taxonomy places the organism in Eukaryota, Viridiplantae, Streptophyta, Magnoliopsida, Rosales, Rosaceae.
CACACGACCUUUACACAUAUCCACACGCACACACCUAGCUAUAUAUAUACACACCAUGGCUGACCCAAAUCCAAAUUCUCCAAAUUCUCUAACUAACGUGCGACAAAUAUUAUUAGACCAAUCCACACCAACUGUAGCCUCCCUUGACUUUCACCCUCCUCCCCCAACACACCAACCCCUUCCUCCUCAGCCUCCUCCUCUUCCUCCGCACACCCCAUAUUCUCUUCUCUCUCUUCAACACCAUACGUGUGAACUUACUGAAACACCCUCUCCCUCCACAAGAGCACUAGACGUUGACACAGUACCAAAGCCCACCACCAUGGCCUCAACCUCUUCCGGGAAGCACCCCACGUACCGCGGCAUCCGGUGCCGCGGCGGAAAAUGGGUUUCUGAAAUCCGGGAGCCACGCAAGACCAAGAGAAUAUGGCUUGGCACUUUCCCAACUGCGGAAAUGGCUGCGGCCGCCUAUGAUGUGGCCGCACUCGCUCUGAAAGGUGCCGAUGUUGUUCUCAACUUUCCCGGUUUCAUUGGAACAUAUCCAGUGCCAGCAUCCACUUCGGCACAAGAUAUUCGUAGUGCCGCAGCUGCUGCAGCGGCGACACUACGAAAGAAUGAUGACUCCGGAGAGAGCCCGGGACAGAGGCAGACGGAUGAUAAGGAAGAUGUGACGGUGAGUAAUAGUAUAAGUUUGGCGUCGUCUUCUGUGGGAGAUUUCAUGGACGAGGAAGAGCUUUUUGGGAUGCCGAAUUUACUGAUGGACAUGGCAGAGGGAAUGCUGGUGUCUCCACCGCGAAUGAACGACUCGCCGCCUUCGGAUUAUGACGACUCGCCGGGAAACUCAGACGGUGGAGAAAGUCUCCUUUGGAGCUAUUAAGUAACGAUAGCUUCAUCCUUUUUGUUAAUCAAUUAAUUUGCAAACGUACCCGAAGAAAUAAAUUUAGAUUAUUAUAAGAUGAAAGAAACAAACGAGAGAGAGAGAGAGAGAGAGAGAGAGAGAGAGAGAGAGAGAGAGGGGCACAUCUGUUAUGAACUUACGAUAGUUUUGAAAGUGAGGCAGUGAAUUGAGUUUCAAGAAGGUUGGGUGUGCCUGCUUUUUCUUAAUUAUUAUGAGUGCAUGUAAAAUAGUUUUGUCAGGUGUUUGAUGUUUUUUUCUGGGAAUUUUUAGUAUUAUUAAGAUUGUGCUUUUAUUAUUA